Molecule: messenger RNA, 1359 nt
Organism: Diospyros lotus (date-plum)
Lineage: Eukaryota; Viridiplantae; Streptophyta; Magnoliopsida; Ericales; Ebenaceae
Product: FHA domain-containing protein FHA2
Exons: 3
Coding region: 90-1130 (346 amino acids)
Biological process (GO): regulation of ribosomal protein gene transcription by RNA polymerase II
Cellular component (GO): nucleus
Molecular function (GO): protein binding; sequence-specific DNA binding
Source: RefSeq, a predicted model, not a curated record
CACACUGCGGUUGUGAGAAAUCGGAUUUCCAAUUGCGAUCGAUCACUCUCUGUGGAGAGUUUCUCUCUGGAUUCGAAAAUCCGGUGACGAUGGGAAGCGGCGGCGGCAGCGGCAGCGACGUGGAGGCAGGGUUUGCGAAGCUGCAGGGGGAAGACUUCGAGUACUAUAUGCAGACCUACUCCAUCAUAUUGGGCCGCAACAGCAAGAAAUCAACCGUCGAUGUCGACCUCUCCUCCCUCGGCGGCGGCAUGAACAUCUCCCGCCACCACGCCCGCAUCUUCUACGACUUCCAGCGCCGCCGAUUCGCCCUCGAGGUCUUCGGCAAGAACGGCUGCUUCGUCGAGGGCGUGCUCCACCUUCCCGGUAACGCUCCCGUCAAGCUCGACUCUCAGGACCUCCUCCAGAUCGGGGACAAGGAGUUCUAUUUCCUUCUCCCUGUGCGCAGCAUCCUCGGCGGCCCCAUCGGCCCCCGGCACCACCUCAAUUACCAUCCUCAGCCCGCCGCGGCGGCCGCGCCGCAUCACCACCAGUUGCUGCCGCCGGCCGGUAGGGUUGCGAAGGCUGGGAGGGGUAGGGUUAUGAGUAGCAACAGCGAGUACUUUGAGGAUGACUAUGCCGAUGAAGAAGGUCGUGGCGCCGGCGACGAGGGCUUGGUUCCGGCUAAAAAGGUGAGGAGGGGAGGGGAUGGGCAUGAGAUGUACGGGCACAUCUCGUCAGGUUCCGGUGGAAAGGGGGUGGUUUCGGGACAAUUGGUUCCUGCAGAUAAGAAGGUUGAGGCAAGGUCCAGAAUCGACAGAGAUUCCGAUAAUCAUCAACUUCUUCAGUUGGAAGAGAAGGAUGUGGUAUCAUCUGUAGCUACAGUGCUUUCUGAUCUUUGUGGUCCUGGGGAAUGGAUGCCAAUGGAAAAACUCCAUACAGAGUUGUUGGACCAAUACAGCAAUGUUUGGCAUCACAGUCGCGUGAGGAGAUAUCUCACACCGGAGGACUAUCCUGGUCCUGAAUCGAUGGGGAAACCAUGGUUUGGAUUGCUCAUGUUGUUGAGGAAGUAUCCGGAGCAUUUUGUCAUCAAUACAAGAUCCAAGGGCCGGGUAACCCUAGAGUUCGUCUCUCUUGUAUCACUCCUUUCAUGAGAUCUUGAAGCCUCGCCAUAAAUGCUCCAAGGGCUGUGCAAACCCAAGAGCCCGUCUCUCUUUCCCCGUGGCUUUCAUGAGAUCUUGAAUCCUCGCCUGUUAUGACUCUGAUCUGUAUGUACUUAACCCUGGAACGUGUUAAGCAAGAACUUAGGAUAGCGGAUGUAAAUGACCCUCUUGGAUGUCAAUCAUGAUAUUUGUAUAUUUAUCAUUUACGACUUCAUGCACA